AUGCAAGCUUGUUGAUAAGGCUGAGGGUUUGGAUGGGUUGAAUGACAAGUUUGGAGUCCAGUAUGAGACGGGCAGCUGAAAUGUCGAGUCUACUAAUGGGCUUGCUGUGCAUUGUGCCAGCUUUGGCCCAAUCACAAGUGGAUAUUAAUGCAGCCACGAUGCAAAAUAUUUAUGCAAAUCUUGAUGCUCGUGUGUCACCCUGUAAUAAUUUCUGGGCGUAUGCAUGUGGAAAUUGGUCCUUCAACUACGUGGACAACUUCGAGUUGGCGGAGGAGACUUAUGCCAAUGCCAUGGCCUCGGUGCUCAGAGACAAACGCCUUAUUCAGCGGGCGACAGCACCACGUCUAUUGAACAACAUGUUUGACUACUUCAACGCUUGUGCUGAAUAUGAACAUGAUGAGCUCGAACUGCCUCAGGAACUAACCUUCAACUACUUCGAAUGGAUACGUGCAACGGCUAGGCUACGCAAAUAUGGUUUGAAUGGCGUUUUUUUCGAAGAGUCGGCGGAUGUGGCCUACAACGACUCGCUGCGCCUCGUAGUGCAGCUCAAAAUGCCCGUUAUUCAAGCCACUUAUAUGCCCAUAUUACUUUUUCGGCCUGAGAUUCAACAACUGGAAAGAGAGCUACGUGAAUUGUGCGAGAAAUAUCGCAGAGAAGAGCCGCUAUUGGAAUCCUGGACGCUGAGCAGACUCAAGCAGGAAAUACCUCAAAUCGACUGGCAAAUAUACUUUGAAGAACUGCUCGAAGUGGAGCCAAGCGAUGCCGAGCUUCGUGUGGAGGUCAGUGAUGUGGCAUACUUACGAGCCUUGGGCGAGCUGCUGCGGCGUUGCAACAAAACUAGCUUGGAACUAUAUUUGCGUGCGCAGUUUGCCAAUUUUGCUGGAGAAGUCCAGCCCAGUUGGGGGCGUGCUCCAAAGGAUCACAGUUGCGUACAUCAUAUGCGCGCUUUGCUGCCGCUGGGCAUGAACUACAUUUACGAUCGUUAUGUGUACAGGACGCGGUCACUGGACACGCGGCAGCUGCAAAAUAUUUUCGGCAGCUUACGUAGUAUGUUUGGCAAGUACUUGGAUUGGAAUCGCUUGAAGCUAAGUCCACGGCAGUUAGAAUAUCUGCACGCCAAACUGGCGGGCAUGCAGCUGAAACUGGGUAAUUUGCCGAAUGCGACCGAGGAUUUCUACGAUAGACAUUAUGCCAGUGCCAGAUUUUCACGUGCCGACUUUCAGCAAAAUCUAUGGCAAGCUUUGCGUCUGCGAACGCGUCUUCAGCACAUGGCUUUGCUGCAAUCAGGAGCUACUUUGCAACUGAAUCACUACUAUGUCAACGACGAUGUGUUCAAAGCACGCAAUGCGCCUUACUUUGAGCAUGAACGCAAUACGCUGACGGUGCCUUUGAUCUUUUUGCAGUGGCCCUUUUACGAUCAUCGGCAACAUGCAAUUUUUCAACACAGUCUGAUGGGAUUUAUUCUCGGACACGAGCUGAGUCACGCCUUUGAGCAGGACGGCAUACUCUUCGAUGUGGCCGGCAACGAGUCUCCACUGGGUUUGCACAUACGUCAAAAUUCCAAAUUUGAAGCUGCCCUACAAUGUGUCCUGCAGACCCCGACAGCAUCUCUGAAGGAGCGACUAGCGGAUCUGAACGGCCUCCAACUGGCAUAUGAUACGUUCUUUGGCCUGGGCCAUGACUCGCAACGGUUUGUGCAUCAGCCGUUUGCAUUUGAGAUGGAUUUUCCGGCUCCACAGCUGUUCCAUUUGAACUUUGCGCAAUUCUUCUGUGGCCGAUUGCCACCGGCUAUUGGGCAUGACAUGGACGAUGUGCGAGUCAACGAAGCUGAACAAAAUUUGCAUCAAUUUUCUAUUGAUUUCAGGUGUCGGCAGCAAUCACUUUUGAGCAGCUGUGAAAUGUGGCGCCCAGAUGGCAUUUAAAUGUAAAAGUCCACUUGGCAAAUGUAUA
Molecule: messenger RNA, 1950 nt
Organism: Drosophila montana
Lineage: Eukaryota; Metazoa; Arthropoda; Insecta; Diptera; Drosophilidae
Gene: Nepl10
Product: Neprilysin-like 10
Exons: 2
Coding region: 42-1922 (626 amino acids)
Biological process (GO): proteolysis
Cellular component (GO): plasma membrane
Molecular function (GO): metalloendopeptidase activity
Source: RefSeq, a predicted model, not a curated record